Molecule: messenger RNA, 557 nt
Organism: Sesamum indicum (sesame)
Lineage: Eukaryota; Viridiplantae; Streptophyta; Magnoliopsida; Lamiales; Pedaliaceae
Product: putative cytochrome c oxidase subunit 5C-1
Source: RefSeq, a predicted model, not a curated record
GUUUAUUUAACACUUCGCUGUCUAUUGGCAGUGUUUCUUCUAUUCUCUACCCAAUCAGAGAAUUUUAGGGUUAUACGGGUCGAAAGCGUUGCGAAUUUGAUUCAGGAUUUCUGAUUUUGGGGGAAUUAUAAGCUUUUAGCAAGAAGUUGAAUGGCUGGUCCGAGGAUUGCUCAUGCCACUUUGAAGGGACCAAGUGUGGUGAAGGAGAUAGCCAUCGGAAUUGUGCUUGGCAUUGCUGCAGGUAGCGUAUGGAAGAUGCACCACUGGAAUGAGCAGCGGAAAGUUAGGGCAUUCUACGACUUGUUAGAUAAAGGUGAAAUCAGCGUGGUUGCUGCAGAACAAUAAACAUUGUGAAAUUUUUUUUGAUCAGAGACAUCCUUACCAGUUCUGGAUGAUUUGUAUUCCCACCAAUUGGUUCUUGGAUCAGACAUGAGCUUGUCUAGCUUGAAUUUGAGUAAAAUAAGUUGUAUUGAAAUUUUGUGGAUCACAUGAUCACUUCUGCAGAUUCUAAAGCUUUAUGGGUGCUUAUUUCUUAUGUUUUAGUGCAAUUCUUGAUA